AUGGCGCAGCAGGCGGGGCCUCGUAUCUACUGCUGCUGCAAAUGCCAGAACCGCGUCUCCGUCCACGAGGAUAUCGUAUCCAAAGCUUUUCAGGUGAGUCUCCCCUCUCACGCGAUCUCCGUUGUUGAUUGAUCCACCAAGCCAGCGCAGUUUGCCAAUCAACUAUUAGUUUCCUUCUCCUCAGCCUAUGCUCGAUCCUUGUUUGCUUCUCUCUCUCCCUCUCUCUCUCUCUCUCUCUCUCUCGCUUCUUUUUUUUCUAGGAUCAAGGAACGGAGGUCGUACAUAAACUGCUUGCCCUCAAGUCCACGCGAUCCGCGUCUCGUCAGCUAUCUCCAUCAAUUAGAGAUCCAGACACGAGUGAAUCUCGUUUCUCUAAGUCGAUUUCCGGCGACAAUUUUAGGGUUCCAACUAGUUCUAAUUUCUUCCAGGGGAGGCACGGCCGGGGAUUCCUAUUUUCCCAUGCCAUGAACAUAGAUUUGGGGCCGAAAGAGGACAGGCAUCUCAUGACCGGCCUCCACACCGUCGCCGACGUAUACUGUAAGGAAUGUCAGGAGGUGCUUGGUUGGAAGUACGAGAGAGCCUACGAGGAGACGCAGAAGUACAAGGAAGGGAAGUUCAUCCUCGAGAAAUCAAAGAUUGUGAAGGAGGAUUGGUAG
Messenger RNA from Spirodela intermedia, 656 nucleotides. The record is from the annotation of a GenBank genome assembly. NCBI's taxonomy places the organism in Eukaryota, Viridiplantae, Streptophyta, Magnoliopsida, Alismatales, Araceae.